AGGUGGAAACGAAGCAACAAAGGGUGGACAAUAUGUCGCCGAUCGGAGUGUCUUCAAGUCUCCUAGUUCUUCUUGGCUUACUGCUGGGAAAAUGCAGUGCCCAACUAAAAAGUGGCUGCAAGAUUCAAGAACUGCGAGACUGCGGGUCCGACUACGUGGUGUAUAGCAACACCACAAGGCUGGCAGAGGGUGGGCAGGAGUUCGAGCACGACUGCAAGUUGUACCUGAAGCAGAUCGAAUGUUCGAAAAAAUUUGGCGAGCGAUGUCUGGAAAACAUCGCCCGCGUAGUGACUAUGCUGGCUUUGAACGCCGCUGAGGAGGACUUUGAAGCCGCCUGCACCGAGGGCAAUGACCGCAACCAACUGUACAUGUCUAGCAUCAAAUGCAUGAACUCCGUUGGGUCCAAACUGAACGUGUGCAUCAAGAACCUCUACGAGGGUCUGCAGACAGCCGUGACCAGCGCACAACGCGAAGAAAUCGUCUACUAUUCCUGCUGCUCGUACCACAGCACGGUUGACUGCGUCGAAGCAGCGUUGGCCGAGUGCGACGAGCCAGACUCGCCGGCACGCGAGUACAUCACCACCGUCAUGGAUCGAGUCUUCGGCCAAGUACUGGGCCUCGUCUGUGGACCCUACUCGCGUGGAUCUUCAAACUGCCAAGAGCAGCCCCCUCUGCCACCUCUGGCUGCCAACGUGGCCAGGACACCCAGUCUGGUCGAGCUUGCCAUCGAGGUUGCCACCUCGCUCCGAAAGAAACCCUAGACAUAGCGUUCAAUUAGCAUACCUUGUACACGUUGAAAAUUGUGGUCGUAAAUUGAAAUGAUACGACCCGUUCGAAGCCAACGUUUCAAGCCUAGAGCAUUUCGCAUUUAUUAUAUUUUGUUGCUAUAAUCCUAAAGGACACAUUGUCGAAGGCAGGGAAAAACGGGUUAUCUUCGUAAAGGGAAAUGGUACCAAGUAAUUUUGAUAAACUAUGAGUACAUUAUAAAACAUCGGGCACUUCCACUUUUUUUAGACAUGUUCAGAAAAGCAUAAAACAUACUGUGCAAUUUUGUGUAUAUAUAUAUACAUGAAGGUUUACAUGAGCAGGCAACGUUAUAUCAGUUUUUUAUAGGUAAUCGAGAUCCGUCACUGAACACCCACGUGCCUGCAUGUGUGCUUCAUUAUUUCUUCAUCUUACAUCAUGCCAUCAAUCUGACACCCUGCUUCCACUACGACAUAUUGAUUCCGGUGCUGAUUUUGUUGCCUUUGUACACGAGUCCAAUUAAAAAAAAAAGUGGUCCAGGAAGAAAAUUUGCCUGGAAACCCGUAGCCAUGAAUUCAUGAUGAUGCCAUAUCUACCUUCUACCUCUCACCCCACCACACAAAAUUUAAGCUGUUAAUUGGCACGUUGGAAAGUUGCCUAACUGGUUUUCAAUAUACUGCUAAACACGAACACUGACACAAGGAAGGCGAAUGUAACUGCGAAACUUUCUUUUUUCAAAAGUGUACUUGAGGAGAGAUUAGUGUACAAGUCGGUUUCCUGGCCGCUUGUCAUUUCUUACAAGAUGGUUAUCCCACCGCACUGUCAUUAACUAAAUUGCCGAUAAGAGAACUAACGAGUACAGCUUUAUAUGUGCACUGAAUGUCCCAGCGUUACUGUACAAAAGUUCACGCAAUGGCAAAGUUUCCGCAAAGGAUAUAUGUUCAAACUUUCGAAAUACAAACGUCCGCAACGGAAAAGUUCAACCCUCUUACACACACAAGUUUUUUGCGUGCUUUUAUUUUCAGUGCCCCAGACACAGUUCUUUCGUCCGAAUUUGGGCGGUACGCCAUACCUUUUGAGGAAAAUAGAGUUUGACAAACGUUGAUCGUGUACACCACAUUCCUCUUGUCUUAGAAGUUUAGUAGCCUACCUUAUAAAUGAGGGUUACAGGUUUUAUAUUGUGCAAUUACAAGUACGAUCACAGUACCCACGUAGAAAAACGAUGCUGUAACUUCUUUGUGUUGGCUCUCUUGCUUUCAUUGCCACUUGUUAUAUUGUUUAUGACGUCAUAUCUUUGUUCUUUGUACUCCUGCCGUUCACUCACGUGCAAACGAAGAAAGCCAUUUGUCUUGUCAUGUCCCAUUGCGAAACAUGUACGGUCGUGCGCGUUCUUCCAUCUCAUCAUCCAUCACCGCCGUCUAUUCACCAGUACAACCGCACUAUAUUUGUGAUUCCUGUAACUAUGUAGACACUUUUCCUGAAUAAAACAUGACACUACGU
Molecule: messenger RNA, 2244 nt
Organism: Rhipicephalus microplus (southern cattle tick)
Lineage: Eukaryota; Metazoa; Arthropoda; Arachnida; Ixodida; Ixodidae
Source: RefSeq, a predicted model, not a curated record